AUGGACAAAUCCCAGCAGAUCAUCAUCAUAGGCGCGGGCGUCUUCGGCCUCUCAACCGCCCUCUGCCUCAAACAGGAAGGAUAUACCUCCGUCACAGUCCUGGACCGUGCAGUUCCCCCCGUCCCCGAUGGUUCCAGCGUCGACAUCUCCCGCAUCAUUCGAUUCGACUACGGCGAUGCUGUCUAUGCACGCAUGGGGAAGGAGGCCUUCGAUCUGUGGAAGACGCCCGAGUACCGUGAAGCGUUCCAUCAAACGCCGUGUAUAUGGCUAGCGCAGGAAUCAAGCGAGGAUCAGAUCAUCCAGCCUGCGGCGCAUGACUAUUCGAUCAAGACUAGGAAGGUCCUAACGGAGAUGGGGGCACCCUGGACGCACAUUCCCACGCCCGAGGCUGCGAGAAAGAGAUUCCCGGUAUUAACAGGGAAGCUGGCCGUGCCGGGGUUCGAUGCUUUCGUGAAUGAGGCGGCCGGGUGGGCGGAUGCCGGUUUGGCGAUUGCCAGGUUAGCGGCUCGCUGUGCGUCUGCCGGCGUGGGCUUCAUCACGGGGACAAAUGGGCAAGUUGAGGAGUUCGAGACGGCGACUGACGGCACGAUGACGGCGGUGCGCACAGCAAACGGCGCUCGAGUGACUGGCGACAAGUUCAUCGUGGCCACCGGCGCCUGGACCGCUAGUCUGGUGCCCGCCUGGAACUCCAUGAUCGCAGCUGCCCAAAUAGUCGGGUAUAUGCGCCUAACGCCCGAGGAGAUGAUUGAGUUGAAAGAUAUGCCUAUCUACUUCAACUUCUCGACUGGCUUCUUCUGUUUUCCGCCGCACCAGCCAACGGGUUAUCUCAAGGUGGCCUGCCAUUCAUACGGCUACACCAACUCCUCCGAGCAGGGCGUCUCGGCGCCGCCGAAGCUGCCGCCGUCGUCACGCGCCAACUUCAUCCCCGAAGACGGUGUCGAGAGACUUACUGCUGGAAUGCGGGAUAUGAUGCCGCGGUUUGCCUCGCGAGGCUUCGAGAAAGUCGGCCUGUGCUGGUACAAUGAUACCCCGACGGGAGAUUUCAUUCUAGAUUAUCAUCCCAAGCACAAGAACUUGUUUAUAGCCACCGGCGGUAGCGGACACGCAUUCAAGUUUCUACCCAACGUCGGAAAGUACGUCGUCGGCUGUUUCGAACGAAGCCUUUCCGACGACUUGUUGGACAAGUUCAAGUUCCCGUUGGAGUUCAAGAAUCGUCGGGAUGCAUUCAAGGGGGAUGGGAGCCGGGGAGGUCCGGGAAGGAGAGAACUUCUCUCGCACGAGCAGGUCAACUUCGGGUCGGCGCUCAAGAUCGCUACGCCGAUCGCCAAGCAAAGCAAGCUCUAA
Messenger RNA from Aspergillus melleus, 1344 nucleotides. Its product is annotated as NAD(P)/FAD-dependent oxidoreductase. The coding region runs from base 1 to 1344 and encodes 447 amino acids. Gene Ontology annotation, molecular function: proline dehydrogenase activity; L-pipecolate oxidase activity; flavin adenine dinucleotide binding. Lineage: Eukaryota; Fungi; Ascomycota; Eurotiomycetes; Eurotiales; Aspergillaceae. The transcript has 2 exons. The record is from RefSeq and is a predicted model, not a curated record.